AUAUCAUUCGUGUAUUUUUUUAUAUCAUCGAUAUAACGAAAAAACGUCAUCGGGAAAAUAAUUCGUUGAUGAAUUUUUUUUUGCGAUUUGCCAAAAACAAUAAUAAUUUUAUUCGAAGAAAAUUAUGAAUUUUAAGUAAUAUCGUUAUAUCUAAUUGAAAAUGAACGUCUUCGGAGUAUCGUUGUUUCUUUUUUACACCAUCGUUAUGUCAUACGCAUUGUCGGCUGAAACAAUUUGUACCAGAAUCGAAAAUUACACGGUCACUUCUAUGGAAAGAUAUGAAGAGCCAGUAGUCGUGAACGCGCUCUCAUGGUGCAUCCAACUUCCACCGAGAUGUCCUCAACCCCAAACUAUAAUGAGACAACGCUAUCGGAUAAAGUCGGAAGUCAAGACCAGGAAGGUGAAGGAAUGCUGCGAGGGUUACAAACCAAUGGAAAUACUCAAAGAGAACGAUGGCGAUACUAACUGUUUACCUUUUUGCGAUAAAUGCCUAGCGGGUGUUUGCGUUUCACCUAACAAAUGUCAAUGCGAUCCAGGUUACUAUGGAACGGAUUGUUCGAAAGAAUGCCCUCCAGGAUCUUGGGGCGUGCAAUGCAUGCAGAAAUGCGAAUGUGCCGAAGAGGUUAUUUGCGAUUCUAAAAACGGCAAUUGUCGUUGCCCAGCAGGUUUAUGGGGAUUAAGAUGUGAAAACUCGUGCAAUUGUAAUGAACCUAAUAGCAAUUGUAAUCCUGAAACUGGACAAUGCACUUCCUUCACAAUAACCGACAUACGUUCUUCAUCCGAAAACAUAAAUGAAGUUAAAUUAUUUAAUACAGAAAUAAUGGACUAUGAAAAAGAAACGACUGAUCUUUCUUGGACUACUGAACACAUUAUGAAGGAAGGAUGGGAUAAUUAUAUCACGCAAUCGAGCAUGGAUAGUAAUUUCGAAAGCACAAACAACGAACUAACUUCUCAUACAACCGGAUUUUAUGUUAAAACUAAAACGCAUAAUCAAGAAGACGAUAUUACUAGCACAAGCACGGUUAGGCCAGUGAUCGUCCUUGUCUCUGUUCCGGAACGACAAAAAACUAUAUUGACAAAAGAUCGAAAUAAAUUUGCGUUAAAGGAUGCAUUUUUAGGACAUUUAAAGGAAAAAGGUGAACUUCGUGAUGGGCUAUCAUUGAAAACUGAUUAUGUCAAAACUAUUCAUAAAGAAAAUAAUACACCAGGUGCAUCGAUUCCAUUGGAUAUCGCAUUAAUUAUCAUAGGAUCGAUUGUAUUUCUCAGUUUAAUGUCCGUCGCAAUAGUUACGAUUAUUCAUACAAGGACGAAACUUUUCGAAACGGUGAGACUUUCGAUUUACAACGACGAGAAAGACAAAAAUAACGGACGUGAAAGUGAAAAGCAACAAAGACCAUCCGGAAAGAUUUCAACGAUCAUCGAUAGUGCACUACCUCAAACACCGAUACGUACGAAUCCAGCAGCAUUCUUUUCAAAUUUUGAACAAACCGGUACGAUUUUACCAACUGGUAUAAACAUCGAACCAGUAAGUAGUUACGCUAAUGGCACCGCAACCAUCGGCCUUCGAAUUUCCGGCCAUCUUCGUGAGUUGUUACAAGAAGAUCAUUAUGACAGACCUCCUACGACCUUGUUACGCCUUCACACGGAUUUUGAAUCGAAUGGUGAACACCUUUAUGAUGAGAUUCCUUUGCAAUCAACUGGUCUUUGCUAGCGUAAAUGCACGUGAUUAACUCGAACGUGAUUAACUCGCUCUACUUGAAUAUAUUUCUCUCUCUCUCUGUCUCUGUCUCUCUCUCUUUCUUUUUCUUUUUCUUUCUUUUUUUUACUCCUACUUCGUAGAAAGAUACACGGAUCAAAAAGAAUAGUUCAUUGAUGAAGUAACAAGUGUGGAUAAAUAUACAAAUACACAUGUGUGUGUAUAUGUCAGCAAUGUGUUUAAAAUAAGAAUUUAAGAAAAAAAAUCCAACUUAACUGGUUUUCUAACUUACGCAUAGCGAUUGAACGUACAAGGCUACACGCGAAUUGUUGAUCAUUCAUUCGAGAAAAUAAACAACACUAUUCCUUAAUGAUCCGAUUUGUACACAUCUCAUUGUGAGUUGUAAAUUUAUUCAAUGGAGAACGUCCAGGGUUUCGAGAAACUUAUACAAUUAUUUAUCUUAUUUGUACUUUUUUUUUUUUUUUUGUCAUAGACUUACGUCAAUGCAUUCUAUCGAAUUAUCAUACGUGCAUUAAAGGAAAACUGAAUGUUUUUUUUCUUUUUUCGGAAGGAAAAAUAAACAAUAAUUUUGUAUUUAGAGAUUAUAGUAAUAUAUUUCUAAGUACUGUUCGAUUAUAUUAAUUUAUUUGGAAAAUCUUAUUAAUAAUUAGAAUUUUGUGAUUUAUUCAUCCGCGUAAUUUCUAAUGUCUCAUAUUUAAAAUGAAAUAUCAAACUUUGUAUUUGUACGUUAGAAUAAGAUUACUUUGUUUUCCUUCAUAUAAAUGUUAUAUAUUUAUAAUUUGUAUUUUAUUUUAAUGGAGAAAAAUUCAGAUCAUUUUGAAAUAUUAUAUAUGUAUGUAUCUAAUUUAUGUACCUCAGUGGAUUGUUUUCUAUAUCGAUUUAUGAAAAUUAGGGCAAUGUAACUAUCAUUAUGCGUUUCAAUGUAAUCUUCUUAUAACCCCAUAACCCGUUCUUAUUAAAUAAAUCAUCGGUAAAAAGAAAAAGAAAAACAAAAAAAAAAGAAGG
Polistes canadensis is the source of this 2722-nucleotide messenger RNA. RefSeq lists its product as uncharacterized. The coding region runs from base 161 to 1711 and encodes 516 amino acids. Gene Ontology annotation, molecular function: protein binding. Gene Ontology annotation, cellular component: membrane. Lineage: Eukaryota; Metazoa; Arthropoda; Insecta; Hymenoptera; Vespidae. The transcript has 10 exons. The record is from RefSeq and is a predicted model, not a curated record.